GAGAAACAGCCGUAAUUAUGUGCGUGGCUGUGCGGGGAACAUCAUACAUGCGCAUUUGGCGCUAUUUAUGCAGCUGAAUUAGCCAUGAAGCUAACGUACACCUCCUGAAUCCGGCAGCUCGUGUGGACGACACAAAACAACCUAUUUUUAUUAUCAUAAAAGUGUAUUUUUUAAAUAAAAAAAACAACAACAACAAAAAAAUAAAACACGCUGCGUAGGGAGGAGAAUAGAAUAAGUAAGUAAAUAAAUACGUAGAUUGAAACAAGUGAUUAAAGCAAACAGAAGGGGGGAAAAAGGAGAAAGAGAAAGAUUUGUCAUCUCGUAUUCAGGCCUGAUCUGAUCUGGUGCCGGGACCUGGAGUUUAAACACAAGCCGGAGCGCAGAGAUGACUGUGAACCUGGACAAGGAGGCCUACUAUCGCCGGAUUAAACGACUGUACGGGAACUGGAAGAAAGCUGAAGAUGAGUUUGGGAAGGUGGAUGCCAUCGUGGUGUCUGUAGGAGUGGAUGAAGAGAUUGUGUACGCCAAGUCCACUGCCCUGGAGACAUGGCUGUUUGGCUACGAGCUGACGGAUACCAUAAUGGUGUUCUGCGAGACCAAGAUUAUUUUCUUAGCCAGCAAGAAGAAGCUGGAUUUCCUCAAACAGGUCGCAGUCACGAAAGGAAACGAGAACGCCAACGGCAUCCCGCCCGUCACGCUCUUGGUUCGAGAAAAGAACGAAAGUAACAAGGCAAACUUUGAGAAGAUGAUCGAAGCGAUCCGAGGCAGUAAAGCGGGGAAAACAGUGGGUGUCUUCAUAAAGGACAAGUUUCCCGGAGAGUACAUGAAAAGCUGGAACGACAUGCUCACAGCCGAGGGACUAGAGAAGGUGGACAUCAGUGCAGUCGUGGCGUAUACAAUGGCAGUAAAGGAGGACGGAGAGCUGACGCUGAUGAAGAAAGCAGCCUCGAUCACCAGCGACGUCUUUACAAAGUUUUUUAAGGAAAGAGUUAUGGAGAUUGUGGAUGCAGAUGAGAAAGUGAAACACAGUCGGCUAGCAGAGUCAGUCGAGAAGGCAAUCGAGGACCGGAAAUUUUUGGGUGGUGUCGAUCCAUCUACCGUGGAGAUGUGCUAUCCUCCGAUCAUCCAGAGCGGUGGUAACUACAGCCUCAAAUUCAGUGUGGUCAGUGACAAAAAUCACAUGCAUUUUGGCGCAAUAACAUGUGCGAUGGGUAUCCGCUACAAGUCCUACUGCUCUAACCUCGUGCGUACGCUCAUGGUGGAUCCGCCGCAGGAAAUGCAGGACAAUUACAAUUUCCUCCUACAAGUGGAAGAGGAGCUUCUUAAAGAGCUUAAGCAUGGGGUUAAAAUCUGCGAUGCUUACAACGCUGUCAUGGAGUAUGUCAAGAAGGAGAAACCAGAUGUUAUCAGCAAGCUCACAAAAAACUUGGGGUUUGUUAUGGGGAUCGAAUUUAGGGAAGCCUCCCUGGUUCUGAAUACUAAAAACCAAUACAAACUUAAGAAAGGCAUGGUGUUGAGCGUGAGUCUGGGAUUUGCUGACCUGUUGAACAGCGAGGGAAAGAAAGAGGAACAGAAGAAAUACGCCCUGUUUGUUGGAGACACGGUUCUGAUCAACGAGGAGGAACCAGCCGUCAUUCUAACACCGGUGAAAAAGAAGAUCAAGAACGUUGGAAUUUUCCUCAAGAAUGAUGAUGAGGAUGAUGAAGAAGAAGAAGACAACGAUGCUGAAGAACUGCUGGGUAAAGGAGCUCGUGCUGCUCUUCUGGCUGACCGGACCAGGAACGAGAUGACCGCAGAAGAAAAGAGACGAGCACACCAAAGGGAAUUGGCCAAUCAGAUGAACGAAGAGGCCAAGAGACGCCUAACAGAACAAAAGGGUGAACAGCAGGUCCAAAAGGCCAGAAAGUCUAAUGUGUCCUACAAGAAUGUUUCCCAGAUGCCUCGUGAGAAGGACAUUCGGGACAUGAAGCUCUAUAUCGACAAGAAGUACGAGACGGUUGUCAUGCCGGUGUUUGGCAUAGCAACACCCUUUCACAUCGCCACCAUUAAGAACAUCAGCAUGUCAGUCGAGGGAGACUACACGUACCUGAGAAUAAAUUUCUUCGUACCUGGCAGCUCUCUGGGGAGGCACGAGGGCAACAUCUUCCCCAACCCUGAGGCCACCUUUGUUAAAGAGAUUACGUACCGGGCCUCAAACCUGAAAUCUCCUGGGGACACUUUGGUCCCUUCCACCAAUCUGCAAAAUGCCUUCCGUAUAAUCAAAGAGGUGCAGAAACGCUACAAGACGCGUGAGGCAGAGGAGAAGGAGAAAGAAGGCAUCGUCAAGCAGGAUUCGCUAGUUGUCAACUUGAACCGCAGUAACCCUAAGCUCAAAGACCUUUACAUCCGGCCCAAUAUUGCUCAGAAGAGGAUGCAGGGCUCGUUGGAGGCACACACCAACGGUUUCCGUUUCACAUCGGUACGCGGCGAUAAAGUGGACAUCCUGUACAAAAACAUCAAGCAUGCCGUGUUCCAGCCAUGCGAUGGAGAAAUGAUCAUCGUAUUGCAUUUUCACCUCAAGAACGCCAUCAUGUUUGGGAAAAAGCGCCACACGGAUGUACAGUUUUACACCGAGGUGGGAGAGAUCACAACAGACCUGGGCAAACACCAACACAUGCACGACCGAGACGACCUGUACGCCGAGCAGAUGGAGCGCGAAAUGAGACACAAACUCAAGUCGGCAUUUAAGAACUUCAUCGAGAAAGUCGAGACGCUUACCAAGGAGGAGCUUGAGUUCGAAGUGCCCUUCAGAGAUCUUGGGUUUCAAGGCGCCCCGUACAGAAGCACUUGUCUUCUGCAACCUACGUCUAGUGCACUGUGCAAUGUGACUGAGUGGCCUCCUUUCGUAGUGACGCUGGACGAAGUGGAACUUGUCCAUUUUGAGCGUGUUCAGUUUCAUCUAAAGAACUUUGACAUCGUCAUCGUCUACAAAGACUACAACAAGAAAGUAACGAUGAUCAACGCAGUGCCGGUCAACUCUCUCGACCCAAUUAAAGAGUGGCUCAACUCAUGUGACAUCAAGUACACUGAAGGAGUUCAGUCACUGAACUGGACCAAGAUCAUGAAGACCAUCGUUGAUGACCCUGAGGGCUUUUUUGAACAGGGUGGCUGGUCCUUCCUUGACCCUGAGAGUGAGGGAAGUGGUGGAGAGGACGACUCAGAGUCUGAGAUGGAAGACGAGACAUUCAACCCCUCAGCUGAUGAAGAGGAGGAGGAGGAGGAAGACAGCGAUGAAGAUUACUCUUCUGAGACGGAAGACUCUGACUACAGUGCAUCACUGGGAAGUGAAGAAGAAAGUGGCAAAGACUGGGAUGAACUGGAGGAAGAGGCCAGAAAAGCUGACAGAGAAAGUCACUAUGAGGACGACGAUACUUCAAACAGAAAGAGGAAGGGCCGAUCCUCAGCAGCACCUCCCAGCAGCAAGAAGAAGCGGCGGCGUUAGAACUACUUUAAACACACACACUCACCCACACUGCCAAAUUGUGCUCUCUCUAACCCUUCCCUCAGUCUCUCGGUCACGCACGCUGUAUAUAAAGGUUUCUGCCCUUUAGUCGUGUUGGAUAGUGAGUGUUGAAGAAAUGAUGCAGAGAGCAGAAAGACUCCAGACCUAUUUCUUACCUUUUUAUUCCUGUUUGGCAUUGUGUGUGUGUGUGAGUGUACAUAAGAGGUUUUCUUGUAAAUUUCCUCAAGCUCUUUUUGUUACUCAUAGAGCGAUUAAGUCUCUUUCUCUCUCUCGUUUUUGCCCCUUCCAUGUGUUUUCAUUAGAUUACUCUUUCCAUUUGUCACGUUGUCCUUUCAACUCGUUUCAUACUUAAGGAACAGCUUGAAUAUAAGAUUGUGUAUAGUUUCAUUUUGAUUCCUGAAUUGAAAGAGGGACGACAAAGAGGUGGACACGGACGACCAAUUUACAGACGUGGUGUGAACACUUUCUUUUGUUAUUACCAUUUUCUUUGUUUUGAACUGGUAGUCUUGUAUUAUUAGAUAAAAAUCUUUUUUUCCCCCUUUUUUUAAUAAAAUAAAUAAAAAUAAAUAAAUAAAAGUCUUAA
Messenger RNA from Tachysurus fulvidraco (yellow catfish), 4085 nucleotides. RefSeq names its product SPT16 homolog, facilitates chromatin remodeling subunit (gene supt16h). Gene Ontology annotation, molecular function: nucleosome binding. Gene Ontology annotation, biological process: positive regulation of transcription elongation by RNA polymerase II; transcription elongation by RNA polymerase II. The transcript has 24 exons. The record is from RefSeq and is a predicted model, not a curated record. Bases 386 to 3481 code for a protein of 1031 amino acids. Lineage: Eukaryota; Metazoa; Chordata; Actinopteri; Siluriformes; Bagridae. Gene Ontology annotation, cellular component: FACT complex.